AUGCUCUGUGGAUUAGCUCAGAAUGCUGCCAUGCUUUAUGUAUUCCGUGGUUUUGCUGGGGUCGCCAAUGGUGGCAUAACUUCGCUGUCAAUGAUCAUUGUGUCUGAUGUUAUUACUCUGAAAGAGCGAGGCAAGUACCAGGGCAUUCUGGGUUCUUGCGUGGGAGCAGGAAAUAUGGCUGGUCCCUUCAUCGCCGCUGCUUUCGUACAGCAAUCUUCCUGGAGAGGUAUUUUUUGGCUUAUCAGCCCACUCGCUGCCUUGUGCGGUGUACUAUGCUUCUUCAUUCUACCUACGCCAAAGGAUUCUCCCCCAGUACAUUUCACAGCCGUUACCAAACAGAUCGAUUACCUGGGAAUCAUUACCGGAUCUGCUGCCAUCAUACUCUUAUUGAUUCCGGUUUCCGGGGGCGGGACAUAUUUUAAAUGGGAGUCACCUAUGGUCAUUUUAAUGCUGUCUAUAGGGGGUUGCUGCAUGUUGGCGUUUCUUGCCAUAGAGUACCGCGUCGCUGUUUUACCCAUGAUGCCAUGUGAGUCGAACAAAAGUUCCACACACGCCCCUUAUCAAGCGCUAAAACAAGUAGUCUCCCUCUUCAGAUCCAUACCGGUCUGCAUCAUGCUGAUUCAGAACAUCCUACUCGGCGUCGUAUACUACUCGCAACUGUACUAUCUGCCUCUUUUCUUUCAGAAUGCACGGCGCUGUUCUCCCACGACAUCAGCGGCUCUCGUACUGCCAAUCACUUGCGCACAGAUGAUUUCCUCCGUCCUUGCAGGCCAGUAUACCUCCCGAAAAGAACGUUAUGGAGAGAUUAUCUGGUUGGGUUUUAUACUUUGGACUCUUGGCGUCGGUCUGACUUGCAUCUUUGACCUCGACACUCCGACCUAUGCUAUGGUCCUGGUUCUACUGGUCCAAGGUUUCGGGAUCGGGCUCCUUCUCCAGCCUAUCCUGGUUGCUCUACAAGCGCAUUGUACCAAAUCUCAAAGGGCUGUGGUCAUCUCAAACCGGAACUUCUUACGCAGCCUUGGUGGUGCUAUUGGCCUUGCUGUCUCGGCUGCUGUCCUACAGAAUACGCUCAAAAAGGAGAUGCCUCCGGAAUUCGCAUCUCUUGCUCUGUCUCCAUACAGUACUCCUGAUCUGGAUGCACUUGAUGUCUCACCUGCCCAGGUACUUGACAUCCUGGAAGCAUAUGCUCGAGCCAGCAGAGCAGUCUGCAUCUUGCAUGUUCCCUUUAUAGGUCUGUGUCUUCUUGGUUGCUUGCUCAUCAAAGAUCACGGCCUACAACACCCCGACGAAGCAGACCAGGCAAAGAGAUCUAAAGCUGCACAACCGAGCAGCGCUGGCCUCGAACAACACGGCGGAACAAGCAUGAGCAACUUCAAUGAGAGUGUAAUAUCAGGCAAUCAUGUUCCUGACUGGGCUGAGAACGCUUCCAAAUGUAAAGCGUAA
Messenger RNA from Ascochyta rabiei, 1443 nucleotides. RefSeq lists its product as uncharacterized. Lineage: Eukaryota; Fungi; Ascomycota; Dothideomycetes; Pleosporales; Didymellaceae. The coding region runs from base 1 to 1443 and encodes 480 amino acids. Gene Ontology annotation, biological process: transmembrane transport. Gene Ontology annotation, molecular function: transmembrane transporter activity. The record is from RefSeq and is a predicted model, not a curated record. The transcript has a single exon.